AGAUGAGAAUCUGCAUCAGAUGAGAACUUAGUGCAUCGUUUAAUUUGGAAUAUGUCUAUAAAAAUUAUUUAGCUCAAGCGAAGCGCCCCAAAAACGUGUAACGUGAGCAAAAAGCUUACCGCAAAUCCGCCCCUGUGCGCAUGACGGCGACCUACACAGAAAAAAAAGCACACAAACUGGCAAAACGGGCCAGAAGAAUACAUACAACACGGAGGCGAGUUCGUUCUUGUGUUGUGGUUUAGUUGAGCGUUUGGUGGCGUUGCGAACGGACAGAGAGACACCAUCGAAAUCACCAUAACCACCAGCUGGAGCUGGAGCAGCAGCAGCAGCAGCAUUAGCGACAAUUAGAAAAGCUUAACAAUAACAAAAACAGAGAGUUACUCAUCAUUGGCCUGGCUUUUUGUCGUAGUAAACACCAUUGGAUUAUUAACAUACACACGCCACACGAAAGAGCGUCGGAGAGAGGAGGGAGAGAGGGGCUGUAGUUGGACUGGCAAGUGGCCCCCACAACACACAAACACACACGCAUUUGUUGUGUGUUUCUUUGUUUCGGCAACAACAAUUUUGUGUUAAAUUAGUGCGCAAUUACAACAAAAAAGCAGCAACAACAGCAUAGAAAACAAAAGCAACGUGCGCAGCAAUUUGUUUAAAUUGACGAAUGCAAUAAAAACUGCGCAAAACUAAAUAAUAAGCGCAAAAAGUUGCAUCACGCAACAACAACAACAAAGACAGCAACAACAAAUUCAAUGCAAAACGAAAUUUAAGUUCUACAAAAAUCAAUAAGCAGCAGCAACAACAGCGAAGGAGCUGAGACGGGCUGCGACUGACAAAAUUAACAAGAACAGCAAGAGCGAGAACAAGAAGCAGAACAGGCAUAGACGGAAGCUGUAACAAAAAGAAGAAGAAGAACAAGCACAACGACACACAGCAGAGAUCGAAAGCUUCUCAAAGCGCGCUUUCAAACGGAAUCAAAAGUGAAACGUCUAAAAAUUUACAUAAUUGCAUUUGUAGACACUGGCCGUGUUUAAAUAAAGAUGCCCUCGUUGCUGGAGGCGCUGGAGCGCAAAUAUUUCGCCGAAUGCGAAUUCGAGAAUGCCAAUCAGCCCGAGCUGCACAAGCGCUCCGAUCUGCCCAAUGACUUUACCGUAACCAAAUGCGGCGGUCGCAUGGAAUUCUCCAUAUUCAUACCGCGGCUCUCCCCGCUGACCAGUGUGCCCGCCCUGCUCGUCCUCAAUGACUGCGACAUCGAUUGUGCCGGCGAUUUCGACAGCAUCCGGGAGAAGUGUCAGCGUGUGCGUGAGCUGGAUCUGGCGCAGAACAAGCUGCAGGACUGGCAGGAGGUGUUCAACAUACUGAAGCAUAUGCCGCACAUUGAGUUCUUAAAUUUGAGCAAAAAUCAACUGAUGAGCGCCCCGCCCAGUUCGCUGCUGGCGGCGCCAACCGUCAAUCUGAAGAGUCUGGUGCUCAAUGGCACGUAUCUGGACUGGAUGUGUGUGGAUGCAUUGUUGCAGAAUCUGCCGGUGCUGCAGGAGCUCCACCUGAGCCUGAACAACUACAGUGCUGUGCUGCUGGACGCUGCACAGGAGUCACUGGAGGAGAAGUUCCACAGCUGCCAAUGUGUGCCACAAGCACACAAUAAAAAUGAAAAUCCGCAAACGGAAACGGAAGUGGAGGUGGGGACGGAAGCGGACACUUGCUGUAAUCUGUGCCAGGCUCGACGCAAGCUGACACAAUCACAUGCGGCAUUGAAGACGCUCCACUUCACCGGCAAUCCCAUCGAGCACUGGCAGGAAAUUUGUCGCCUGGGCCGGCUCUUCCCCAGCCUGGAAGCGCUCGUGCUCGCCGAAUGCCCCAUCAAAUCGCUGCAGGCCGGCGCCGAACUGGACUCGGCCAGCGCCAGUGAGUGCCACAAAUACUUUCCCUGCCUCAAGCUGCUCAAUUUGAGCUGUGCCCAGCUCAACAGCUGGGCGGACAUUGAUGAGCUGGCCAAAUACGAUCAGCUGCAGAAUCUGCGCGUCAAGCAUUGGCCCCUGUGGGAAACGCUGGAGUGCACGGAGCACGAGCGCCGCCAGCUGCUCAUUGCGCGUCUGCCCAAUGUGUCCAUGCUGAAUGGCGGCGGCAAGAUCAGUGUCGAUGAGCGUGUGGACGCCGAACGUGCCUUUGUUCGUCACUAUAUGAACAAACCGGAAUCGGAGCGGCCGGCUCGCUAUGCGGAACUGUUAGAGGUGCACGGUCAACUCGAUCCACUGGUCAAUGUCAAUCUGAAGCCGGAGAAGCGUGUCAAGGUUCUGUUUACGUACAACGAAAUCAGCGAGAGUCGUUUUGUGGACAUCUAUUUAAGUGUGAGCGAUCUCAAGCUGAAGCUGGAGAAACUCAUCAAUCUGGCGCCAAACAAAAUGCGGCUCUACUAUCUGGAUCAGGACUACAAGGAGCAUGGGCCCGAGGAGAUGCGCUAUCCGAACAAGCAGCUCUACAGCUACAAUAUUCAAUCGGGCGAUGAGAUCAUCAUUGAUGCCAAGAAGUAAACAAUUGAACCAUGCAACUGCAACGAUUGGCGGGGUGCUAACAGCAACAAACAAACUUGUGAUCUUGUAUCAUGCUAACUAACGGAUACAACGGAUACCCUAAUAUAUAUACACAUAUACAUAUAUAUAUAAAUAAUACAAUUUAAAACAUAAAUCGAUGAAUAUUCAUAUAUGUAUUUUUAUUAUUAUUAUUGUUUUCCAACUUUCCACCUCCAACAAUUACUGUAUAUACAUUUAAAUGGCCAAAACGUGCACACAAACACACAACGAACACACACACACACACACAAAUUUGCAUACAUAUAUAUAUUAAUUAUCGUCUAACCUUAGCCAGCUACAGACUAAAAACAAACAAACAACAACAAAAAAAGCAUUACAUUAAAAUUUAAAACCAA
This is a messenger RNA of Drosophila grimshawi, 2920 nucleotides long. RefSeq names its product tubulin-specific chaperone cofactor E-like protein (gene mlt). Gene Ontology annotation, biological process: protein folding. The transcript has a single exon. The record is from RefSeq and is a predicted model, not a curated record. Gene Ontology annotation, molecular function: alpha-tubulin binding. The coding region runs from base 1035 to 2525 and encodes 496 amino acids. Lineage: Eukaryota; Metazoa; Arthropoda; Insecta; Diptera; Drosophilidae.